GACACCAUCACCAACAAUAAAAGCGACAACAGUAAAAACAACAGCAACAACAAUAAAACCAUCAACCUCACCAACAACUGUCCAGACGACCAUGGCAACAACUCCUGCCACAACCACACCCACUGGUUAUCGCUCAACCAUCAUGACUGCAGCCUCCUCUAGGAUUGCUCAAACCCCAAUCCUCACCACACCUUCAACAAGGAGACACGAGAGACCGCUUCACUACCUCCCUAGUACCACCACCCAACCUUUAACCUCACCACAGCCCCCUACAUCUCCAUCCAUAUCGGUGAAAAGACCCCAGCCGACCUCAGCACAUUAUCCUGAACGUCCUGCGGCACUGACCACACCACGGAUGCCGUAUUGGAGCCAGAGGACCACAGGAUCACCCUAUAAACCCCAGAGACCCCCAAUUAACACAGCACUGCCUAAAACACAAGAAGAGAUUCUGAGGCUUGGAGAGAAGUUGGACAACACUGGGGAGGGUAACCAAGUGUAUAAAAGGCCCAGAGGAAGAGGUAGAGGUUACGGUUACAAGAGAGGAAGAGGCAGAAGGUUACGUGUUGGCUCAGUGCGACUGGUAAACACUGAUGGUUUAUCAGAUCGAGGUAGAGUUGAGAUCUUUAUCCGUGGGGAGUGGGGGACGGUGUGCGAUGACCUUUUCACCAGCAAGGCGGGUACGGUGGUGUGUCGACAGCUAGGCUUCACAACGGCCCUGGCGGUGAUGAAGAGGGCUGCGCUGGGGGAGGCGGACAGCAGCGUUAGGAUCCUGUUGGAUGAUGUGGAGUGCCAGGGUUGGGAGAGGUCGCUGCUGUGGUGCAAGAGAUCCAUUGUCGGCAAGCAUAACUGCUCACAUGAGGAGGAUGUAGGGGUGAUCUGUGGUUAGUGCAGAGGGGUGAAGUGAGGGGAAAAAGGGAAAUGUAGGAAAGAAAGGAGGAGACAGUGGAGUGAUGUGUGGUUAUUAAAUAAAUGAAGCGACAGGAUGAGGAAGGAGCAAGAAGAAGAGAGUGUGUGGAGAAGUUUGUGAAUUUCCUUCAAGGUUAUGAAGUGUAUUUUUUUUUAUGUUUUCCUGUUUUACAUUCUGAUAAUCAGUAUUUCAACCCCCUAACCACUGCAAAAUACAGUUGUCCUUAAAACACUUUACAUGCACUUUUCACACAGAAGAGAGGAGUGCAGAUAAAGGAAAAAAGGCACAUUGAUACUUCAGGCCCUGUGUUGACUUAGUCUGAUCCUAUUUGAAGAGAAUUUCUUCUAAACUCACUCAGUCCACUUUUGGUAAAAACAGAGCAAACAAAACAUAAAUGAUACUAGUGAAUAUUAAUGCAUUAAUGAGAACCAUUGUAAAAUUUCAGUUACAGUAGUUACACGUAUUGCCAGUCAAUCUGGUGACUCACUUUAAUCUUAACUUGUGUAAGGGUCUGGUCACAUGAGCAUUUAUCAGGUUAAAUCAAGUCAGUUCAAAGGAAAUGCAGCCAUCAGUGGAGUCUCUCACACAGAGACAUGAGCUCUGACACGCAAAUUCACACUGUUGACCACUUUAUAUAACCGUACUGCCAGAGCGUGAACUGCUCCACAAAAGAGAGGCAGCAUCACUUCCAUCUACUCCUGUCAGUCAAGAGACAGGAGUGGAUAGCGCGUUCCCUUGAAUACAGUAACUGUGUUAACUUAUUGUACAGUUAGUGACCGAGAAUCCAGGAAGUCACUAUGUCACCGAGCAUUAAGCACCACUUAUUUCAGGAAGACACACAAAUGAAUUUCGUCAUACCACUUUCUGGCACUUAUUGCAAAACUCUUAAGUAUUGUUAGUAAAGAUAUCAACAGUUGAAGAGUGCAACUGAUAAUGUGGACAAACAGUUUGAUGUUUUUGGGUUUAGCUGUUCAUUUUUUGGAGAUUCAAGCAUCAACAAAUUUUCUGGUCAAAAUGUACUAAGUGAGUUUUGGAGAAAUCUUUAUCACAUUCUGUUUCUUGUGUUUACAUAUUCACUAGAUAAAAGCCACCAUAUCCUGUUAAAAUAGUCAAAUGUUCUGAGAAGAUUUGUAUUUUUGUAUUGUAUGAUUACAGCAGGUCUAUUUUCUGAAGCCAUUUUUUUUAAUAUAAUAUUUUCAUUCUUGAAUGUAGUAUUAAAAUUAAGAGUUUUAACAAGGAAAUGCUGGACAUUAUGUACUUUGAAUGUAAGAAAAUGUUUCCAGUUUUAUAUGAAAAAAUAUAUUGUGGACAAAGAGUGCUUGUGAUAUUGUGAUUUGAAUAAAGUUUACAGCAAAAUAA
Molecule: messenger RNA, 2266 nt
Organism: Thunnus maccoyii (southern bluefin tuna)
Lineage: Eukaryota; Metazoa; Chordata; Actinopteri; Scombriformes; Scombridae
Product: neurotrypsin-like
Exons: 2
Coding region: 92-886 (264 amino acids)
Cellular component (GO): membrane
Source: RefSeq, a predicted model, not a curated record